Molecule: messenger RNA, 690 nt
Organism: Macrosteles quadrilineatus (aster leafhopper)
Lineage: Eukaryota; Metazoa; Arthropoda; Insecta; Hemiptera; Cicadellidae
Product: ribonuclease kappa-B
Exons: 3
Coding region: 91-387 (98 amino acids)
Molecular function (GO): RNA endonuclease activity
Source: RefSeq, a predicted model, not a curated record
ACUUACUUCAUUCAUUCUCCUGUCUGCCAGACUAGACUUAUCUUUCAUAGGAUUUUUAAAGUUUGGUUAGCUUGUUUUUAAAUCGUUAUAAUGAAGGUCUGUGGUCCUAAAUUAUCGCUGUGCGGUCUGAUAAUAAGUGUUUGGGGGAUUAUACAGUUGGUGUUCAUGGGCAUCUUCUACCAAGUGAAAAGUGUUGCUUUGGCUGAGGAUUUACCCCACAUACACGAAGCUACGUUUGCUACCGUUGAAGAAUUUUACACAGAGGCAGACAAAGGAUACAGCUUGAACGCGUACAACUGCUGGAUAGCUGCGUGUUUGUACGUGUUCACCCUCAUCAUCUCAGGCCAUCAGUUCUACGUCAACAGCCGUUCAUCCCUCAGCAUGUAAAGAACACCCCGAGCUCUCAGAAUGGUUAAGGUUUUGUCUUUAGCGGCUAGCGUUACCCAUACCAGACUGUUGUGUAUAGUUCAAAGUCUUUAAAUUUGUCAAACGUUUUAAGUUCUAAGCACAAUAAAUUAAAAUGGAAUUUCAAUUUAGAAUGAUUAUUGUAAUCCUAGUUAAAUGUAAAAUAAGUGUGAGUGAAAUGUGUUAGCAGUAUUUGAAAAAAGUGUAUUUUAUUUUACAGCAUUAGUAAUCAGAUUAACUUAUGAUGUAACAUUCCUUAAAUUAAAGCAAUAUAUGUUGGUGAAA